Messenger RNA from Colletotrichum godetiae, 1530 nucleotides. RefSeq lists its product as uncharacterized. The transcript is spliced from 4 exons. The record is from RefSeq and is a predicted model, not a curated record. Lineage: Eukaryota; Fungi; Ascomycota; Sordariomycetes; Glomerellales; Glomerellaceae. The annotation marks the transcript as partial.
ACGCACCUCCAGUUUCUGGUGAUGUUCCGUAGCCGAUUCAACGAUGCCUUCCCGAAAUCCUUGGCCAACUUUGGUCCCCAAGAGCUCGAACAAGAUAUCAUUGGCAGUCCGCCUGGCGAACGAGUCGAAGCUUUUCUGUGCGCUCUACUGUUCCUGCUCUUGAACCGAAAGCAGGACGUUAAGGCCGGUCAAUACUCCAAGGCUCUCGACGACGCUCUUUCUGCCCACAAGUCCCAGUGGCCACGAUCAUGGGAAGGAGUCAACCCACUGUCGGGUAGCAACACUUUUCACAGCAUUACACCCACUCAGAGACUCUCUCUUCUCCGUGCGUUUGCAUUGUGGUCCCUUUCAGCAUCCGAGACUGUCAAGACCAUCAUCAAUAAAUCCUACAAAGGAAAUCGUCACGAUGACGACUUGAACCAGCCACUCUCUGUCCAGUCCUGGGGUUCAGACAGUGACAAGAGACGGUACUUCUUGAUCGAAGGCUUGGACGAUACUGCUUUCCGCGUAUAUCGGGAAAGUAACCCUGCUGGCUUUAACCGCACUUGGUGGUCAGUAGCUGGAUCGAUCGACGAGCUCAGGGCCCUAUGCGAGAAAUUGGAGAGUAAGGACGGCGGCCCCAAGGCCAGGAAGCUUGCAGAUAAGAUGCUGGCAGCUAUUCCUCGCUUUGAGGGUACUGAGGAGAAACGACGUCGCAGAGAGUAUCGACAGGCACAGAAAGCCCGCUUCAAGCGUCCCGAGCCUGGUUUCUCUUCCUACGAAGGUCGCACGAGAGGCAAGCGAAUCAAGUACACAUACUCCGAUGAUGAGGACUUCCUUACCGACUCGUCCAACCGGCGCUCGGCGCGCAAUACUGGGACGAGCACCCCCCUGGAGCCAGCAGGGCCAGUGACCACCGCCAGCGGUCGUCAAAUCAGAGCUCCACCACGAAUGAAUGGCAGCAGCGCAGCAGGGAGUGUCAACGGCGACUCGGAGGAUUCCCGCCAGCCAUCAGAGCCGGCGGCUGGCCCUGGAGGCCGGCCACGCAGAGCCGCAGCAGUUCACCACGGAACCAACGGAUGGUCAUCUAAAGGCACUCGGACUCGUGGACGUGACUCCAUGGAUGAAGACGAAGACGACGACAGCGAGCCUGACUUGGGUGACGACGAAGAAGAGGACCAUGUCCCAGAUGAGAGUGAGGAAGACGAUGAUGAACCAGACGAAGACGUGGAUAUGGCAGAUGAUGACCUCGUCGAUGAACCUCGAAAGAGCUUGAUCGUAAAGCUGUCGGUGAAGAAGUCCCCUACCACGACGAAAACGGCUAUGAUGACUCCUGGUCCAGAGGAUGAGAAGGCCUCAAUGAGAGAUGACGAAAUGGUUGACGAGAUUGUUGCCAAACCCAGAGAAGCGACUCCGGAGCCCGUUAUCAACGUUGCGACCACGAAACCGCCCCUGAGUCCGACCGCUGUGCAGACCUCCUUGGCCUUUAGAGGAAGCCCGGAUAAGCUGCAAAGCAUGCUGCAACAAGUAGAUGUUGGUGUGCGCGAGUAG